AGCAGAAACUGGGAGGGCUUUCGGAGCGGCUCCUGAGGGGAGACUGAAAUCUGAAGAGAAUUUCGGGGUUCUUCCCAAGGGGGGAAACGCCUGAGAAUAGUUUCUCCACAUGCCCCAGAGAGCGAGAGAGAGCGAGAGGAGACCCUUGAGCCUGCAAGAAAGGCAUUUCUCACUUGUAGUCUAAAGUACAAAGGGAUUUUGCUUGAAAUGUUACUCGCUGGAAGAAAGGAUCAGGCUGUACUAAAGAGCGGCCCUUUUAUAUCUGUCUUCUCUUUUACUCUGAUCCAGAACCCUGAGCAGUCAAGGGGCUCUCUCUUGGUGUCGGCGCCACGCUGGUUCCAUCAAGCACACGGCGAAGCUAAGCACAAGGAGUCUCCCCACGGGCUCGGAGUAUGUGAGCUUGCUGACAGGCUCAUCCAAGAGUGACCUAGCUGGGGGAGCCCAAGCCACGUCCCACUUUUCCAGACAGCCGAGCAACAAAUUCUUCUUUCUCCAGCCCGUUCCUGUGCUUUGCAAAGGAACCUUCGUGCUGUAAGGUGAUCUGGCCCCAGCUGCCUUUCUCCAGCCCUUCGGGUAGAACAACUUGGGAAGUCAAAAACAACUCGGGGAAUUCUGUUUCACUAAAAAUAGAGGCCGGAGACCCUGUGACUUGCCACUUCUUCAGAUUGCUCCGACAGGCCUCCGAAGCAGUGCGUGACCCUAACUGUUGUGAGGGACGACGUGCUUCUUUCAUCUCGCCUUCCAGCAGUCUCCAGAGCUGAAAGGUGCUGUCUCUGGAGUGUUUUCCUCAACCAAGCCAGAGAAAAACUAGGAGGAGGAGAUACAAAUAUUAAGGACAGAGUUGUCUGAAAGGACAGAAACAGCCAAAUGUCCGGCAUGUGACCAGGCAGAGGAUGAAACCAGACUUCCUGCUCAGAGUCCUUGGCCAAGAAUAGCUCCUGGGCUCACCUUGCCCUCAGGGAAGGGGCUUCUCGACCUGCUCUUCAGGUUAAGGCUUUAUUUCCCCCUCUCCACCCCCACCCCUUGCCCCCGCCCUACCCAAGAAGGGGAGAAAACCCAUCAUCUGUCUUGCCUGCCUGGUUUGCUUGAAGUCCAGCCGGAUUCUCCACGCGGUCUCUUGGGGGGAUUUUUACAACCACACUGGGAUCUAUGAGCGGGAAGGUGAUCAAGACGAAAGAAGAGAAAGAUGCCUCUAAAGUUAUGGAUGACGCCCCCCCUGGCACACAGGAGUAUAUUAUGUUACGGCAAGAUUCCAUCCAAUCGACGGAAUUAAAGAAAAAAGAGUCCCCCUUUCGUGCUAAGUGUCACGAAAUCUUCUGCUGCCCACUGAAGCAAGUCCACCUCAAAGAGAACGCAGAACCCGAAGAACCCCAGCUUAAAGGUAUUGUAACGAAACUCUACAGCCGGCAAGGAUACCACUUGCAGCUGCAGGCAGACGGGACUAUUGAUGGAACGAAAGAGGAGGAAAGUACAUAUACUUUGUUUAACCUCAUACCCGUGGGUCUACGAGUGGUGGCAAUUCAAGGGGUUCAGACAAAAUUAUACUUAGCAAUGAACAGUGAAGGAUACUUAUACACAUCGGAACAUUUCACGCCGGAAUGCAAGUUCAAAGAAUCAGUUUUUGAAAACUACUAUGUGACCUACUCCUCCAUGAUCUACAGACAACAGCAGUCAGGAAGAGGCUGGUACUUGGGGCUUAACAAAGAAGGCGAAAUCAUGAAAGGAAACCACGUGAAGAAAAAUAAACCAGCAGCACACUUUCUUCCAAAACCAUUAAAAGUGGCCAUGUACAAAGAACCUUCACUCCACGAUCUUACAGAAUUUUCCCGGUCUGGCAGCGGGACCCCGACAAAAAGCAGAAGCGUCUCCGGCGUGCUAAACGGUGGGAAAUCCAUGAGCCAACACGAAUCGACGUAGCCAGGAGGCCAGUGGAGAGACGUGCCGAUGGAACCGACAUCUGGAGCCACAGUUGACCCUUCCUUAGCAAUCCAUCAUCCAAACGUUCCGCUCUGGACAAGCCAACAAACUGACAUAGGUCACCUCUCUUAUCAGCCAUUUAGACCUUCUGGUUGUUCAAUAAUAAUAUUAAUAAAGGAAAGAUCCCCGUAUUGUAGAAUGUGCUUGUGCAGUCUCAAAAAAGGAUAGCCAGACAAAUGUAACUUGCAACAUAAAAUUGCACAGAAAAAAUAGUCCAUAUCACCCACUCCCCCCAUCUCUCUCUUUAAUCUCACCUGUGCUUUGUGGAAGAAAAGAAAAAUUAAGAAGCAGAAAACAUAUUUACAGCACUCGCUGCUGAUCUGAAUCUGCUUCCCAACUGAGAGAGACCAGACCAUGUAAACUCUAUAGUUUUUCUUGGCUUAUUGAAUAUCUCGUAAAGGCUUGAUAAGAAGAAAAAAAAUGCGUUUUUUUAAUUUGGGAUAGUUUGACUUUUUGAUUUCUCAACUCCAAUGGGUCUUCUGAGCUGCGUCUUUACAAGCAAAUCAAUGCUAGUAGUAGUAUUAUAAUGCUGAAAAACUAAACAUCAGGUUUGGAGCGGAGGCUCUGUGUCUCCAGCUCUGGCAAACAGUGUUCUUGUGAUUUUAACACACUGAAAUAUAUAAAUUUUUUAUAGAUUUGUAGUACUCUGUUUAAAGUCCUUGUGCUGAUCCCAGUCUGUAGGAACAAAGGUGUUGCGUUAACCCAAGUCAGUGGAAGAUCCCCUUCUUUGAAAAGAGGGAUCAACUUAUCCCCCUCUGUAGGUUUUCCUUUUUCUCUUCCCUCGCUCUCUCUUAAUUACAUUUGUGUGUAACAUAUUUAAAAACAAACAAACCCUGUUCUCGUGGCUUCUUUUCUAAAGACAGAAACUGUGGAAUUAAGGUGACUUAACCAUUGUUUUUAUAAGGGGAAAAAUACGUAUUUGUAAAAUCCUCCUUUCACUUGUACUGGCUACAUGGAUGAAAUUUGGGUCAAAGGAAGCAUUACAACACUCACCGCCCCCCUAAAGUACAAAUACAUGCUGUUGAGAAAUUUGGUGUAAAAAAGGCCUCUUCCAUCAGCUCAGAGGAGGGUACAGGUGGUGUCCGAGAAGUAUCAUAGUCCUCCCUUGCGAGGGAAAGAUCCACUGCCUAAUGGGGCAUUGGAAGAUCUCUGCUUACCAUGAAUGGAUGGCCGUCUCCAUUGCAGCAUACUUGCUGUGUUGCACAGAGGAGAGGGAUACGAUACUUUCGGACACAAAAUUCUGCACCCUCCUCUUUGCCCACAGAAGGGCUUGGAUCAUGCCCCCCCUUUUUUUAAACAAACAUGAAAAAAACAACCUUUUGUUAGGUUUCCAUUGAGUUCAUUAUAUCCGUUGCAUGGGAGAAAGUUGGAGUAUUGGCUUAAGAGUUGCAUGACGUUAAGAUUUUGUGCAUUGCUCACCGUUGGCGUCUGUUGCCGAUACGUACAAAGCCGACACACGGUUCGGUACGAGCCGUUUCCUGCCGCUUUGUACAAAGGAGAUGUUUAUUAUUUGUUGUAUACAACCAUGCACUGAAUAAACUAAUUUAUAUUAAGAUGUGA
Messenger RNA from Hemicordylus capensis (graceful crag lizard), 3537 nucleotides. It is a transcript of the gene FGF13, whose product is annotated as fibroblast growth factor 13. The transcript is spliced from 10 exons. Gene Ontology annotation, molecular function: fibroblast growth factor receptor binding; growth factor activity. The record is from RefSeq and is a predicted model, not a curated record. Gene Ontology annotation, biological process: regulation of cell migration; positive regulation of protein phosphorylation; cell differentiation. NCBI's taxonomy places the organism in Eukaryota, Metazoa, Chordata, Lepidosauria, Squamata, Cordylidae. Gene Ontology annotation, cellular component: cytoplasm. Bases 1150 to 1917 code for a protein of 255 amino acids.